AUGUACAAGGAGUGGCAAAGGAAUAGAGCCACGGGAGAAAGGCCUGGCGGCCGGAGGACGGGAAUGAGGAACAGUCCGAACGUCACAAGACCAGCCGGGGUGCCAGGCAGUUCUGGAAACUGGUAUUAUGUUGGAGGGCAUGGACCUGGUCAUGGCUAUUCCUCUGGCUAUAGCCAGGGUUAUGCCUAUCCCCCAGGCUACGUCUACGGCUAUGCGAACGGCUCCGGAUAUGGAAGCGUGUAUUACGCGGGUUUCCCUGGAGAGACCUGCUAUGUCAACAUUAGCCCGGUUGGGGAUGGUGGGGGUCAGAUCGACUACCAGGCUCAAGUUUCGGUUUCGACCAGGACUGACCCCGACUUCCGGCAGAGUGGCACGAACCCGCUGGCAGCUUCUUUCAACCCCGCCAGCUCCCGUGAACAACCAGGUCAACACGCCGAUACAACGGUCAGCAACAACUCCCGAGCAGUCAACAAGACCACCAAGGAGACAACAGGUUAUUAUACCCCAAGCACCGCACGAUCCCAAGUUUCAUUCCCUCUCGACGCUCCUCCGGCGCUCGCACCCACACACCCACACUCCUCCACCCCGGCCGUAGCCGCCUCCAACCUCAACCCCGAUGCCGUGAGUUUCGCACCUGUCGACCCCCAGCGCCAGACGGAUCCUACAAUUAUCAAUGCUCAGGGAGGCGAUGCGCUUGGUCGGUGGGUGCCAGGGAAGAUGGUGGGAACAGGCGAGGAGGAGGAAGAGGAGGCCUGGGAGGGAGACGAUGGGUGGGAUGAAGAAGAGAUUGAAAGGUGGGGGAGGGAGUUGCGGGCGGAUAUGGAGCGUUGGUUGGAGAGCAUUAGUGAAUAG
This is a messenger RNA of Dichotomopilus funicola, 852 nucleotides long. RefSeq lists its product as uncharacterized. The record is from RefSeq and is a predicted model, not a curated record. The transcript is spliced from 3 exons. The coding region runs from base 1 to 852 and encodes 283 amino acids. Lineage: Eukaryota; Fungi; Ascomycota; Sordariomycetes; Sordariales; Chaetomiaceae.